Messenger RNA from Bombina bombina (fire-bellied toad), 2330 nucleotides. RefSeq names its product matrix metallopeptidase 28 (gene MMP28). Bases 522 to 2033 code for a protein of 503 amino acids. Gene Ontology annotation, cellular component: extracellular matrix. The transcript is spliced from 8 exons. The record is from RefSeq and is a predicted model, not a curated record. Gene Ontology annotation, molecular function: metalloendopeptidase activity; zinc ion binding. Lineage: Eukaryota; Metazoa; Chordata; Amphibia; Anura; Bombinatoridae. Gene Ontology annotation, biological process: proteolysis; collagen catabolic process; extracellular matrix organization.
CUGCAGUCCCAGAGCUGAGAAUAAUGCAGAUAACACUGAAGCAGCCUUGUAGCUAGAGAGGUCUCAAAUUAUAGCUUUAAAGGUAAACCAAGCCCAAAGGGAAGAGAGAAUUGCUGGUUUACACUCUAACACUGAUCACUAAGGGAUUGCUCUUUACACUAUGAAUAGGCAGGGAUUAUUAUCUCACUGGACGACAUAAACUUCUAAAAGAAAUAACAUGAUAUUGAGCUACAUGUAUGGUGCUUUGAUCAUGGACCUUUCAGUGUGAAAAAAAUGUUAAAAUAAGGAAACUAAAGGAAUGAAUACAGAGAAAACGUCUAAAUAGUGAUGGCACACGGGCAGAUACUGUUUGGAUCUCAUAGCAAAUCUUUGCAUCAGGGAUGUCAGAAUUGUCAGGAGGUCAAGAACUAUUAGCACUUGGAAUGGUAUGGUCCUAUGGCGAAGUCUCAAGCAAGUGUUGGGAAAUCUGUUCUAACAAAGACACUCAAAACUAGUUGAGAAUAAUUCACUGAAAUUUAUAUAUGAAAAUGCAUUGGUGCAAACAGAGGAUGACAGUUCUUACUGGGUCAACUGAGCUUCUGCUUUUCAUAUGUGGUCUGUGUGUCUGCACUGAUAUUGGCAAGGAGGAGGCAAUGGACACUGCGCAGGCAUUUUUGAAAAAUUAUGGAUAUCUUGAAGAUGCGGCAGUGCAUCAAAGUCAUGUGAAAUUCAAAGACGCCAUCAGGGAAUUUCAGUGGCUUAGUCACCUGCCUAUCACUGGCAAUCUGGAUGCUACCACAGUACAACAGAUGAAAGUACCACGAUGUGGCAUGAAAGAUACAGAAGGUCAAACAGGAUCUAUUCAAGUUCAAAGGCGCAGGAAACGCUAUGCAGCUAAAAGUAAAAAAUGGUAUAAACGUCAUCUAACAUAUCAAGUUGUCAACUGGCCUUGGUACCUAUCACAGUUUCAAGUGAAGCAGGCAGUAAAAGCUGCAUUUCAGAUGUGGGGUAAUGUCUCAUCACUUACAUUCUCAGAGGAUACAGAUGGGCCAGCAGAUAUUCGCCUAGCAUUUUUUGAUGGAGACCACAAUGAUGGAGCCAGAAAUGCUUUUGAUGGACCAGGGGGAGCUUUGGCUCAUGCCUUUUUCCCAAGACGAGGAGAAGCUCAUUUUGACAACGCUGAACAUUGGUCCUUGAAUGGAAGAGGUAGAAACCUUUUUAUAGUCCUGGCUCAUGAAAUUGGACAUACUCUUGGGCUCCAGCACUCACCCUCCAAGAAUGCCCUCAUGUCUCCCUAUUACAAAAAACUGGGCAAAGCUUAUGUACUGAACUUUGAUGACAUCUUGGAAAUCCAAAAUUUGUAUGGGGCUCCUCCUAGUGGAAAUCUAGUGCAGCUUCCAGGAACAGAAUUUGCUGUUUUCCAGGACUGGAGUCCAGAAAGUAUGGGAAGUGCAGACACCAGGAACAAAAAGCCUUACUAUUGCCAGUCUAUCUUUGAUGCUGUCACAUGGGACACAAACAACAUACUGCACAUCUUCAAAGGUUGCUACUUCUGGAUGGUCUCUCAGGAUGGUAUUGUCACUGGGCCUCUACUUCUAAAGCAAAGAUGGAAGAAGCUGCCAAACUUUAUUGAAGCUGCAGUAGUGCCAGGUUCUGAUGGAAAAUUCUACUUCUUUAAAGGUGGUCGAUGCUGGAGGUACAAAGGGCCUAAACUGGAUAAAGGGUUUCCAAAGAAGUGCAGUGUAGAUGGUCUUCCUCGUCACCCAGAUACAGCUCUAUAUUUCCAACCACUAGGACACCUAGUUCUUUUCAAAGGGAACAAAUACUAUGCAGUUAAUGAAGAAUAUUUGACAGUAGAGCCUUACUAUCCACGCAGCCUAAAGGACUGGAAAGGAAUCCCACCAAACACCAAUGGAGUUUUAACUCAUCCAAAUGGUUCUAUCUACUUUUUUAAAGGCGACCAAUACUGGAGGUUUAACCCAGACAAAUUAAAAGUCACUGCUGUUGGGAAAUGGGCAGAAGACCUCUCUUGGAUUGGUUGUAAAAAGUCUUAAUUUUUUUUAGUCCCUUUUAUUGUUUUAAAAACAUAAACAUGUUCAUUGCAUUUUUUACCAUUCAUGAUUAAACAUUUCAUGGGGAUUUUGUUUAAUGUUCCUUUAAAAGGAAAGAAAAGUUAAAAGAAAAAAAAUGCUGUACUUUGCUAUUGCAGGCACCAUCUAUCAGCAGGUUCUCUAGCUUAAAAAUGCAAAACAAUAUUACACCUGGUGCUGUACACACAAAAGGAUACCGGCAAAUCAGCCAAUUAGCAACUGUUUUGUGUGGGAUUUCAAUAAAAAUUGUAGUUAAUUGUU